This is a messenger RNA of Salvelinus fontinalis (brook trout), 4236 nucleotides long. RefSeq names its product calcium homeostasis modulator protein 5-like. Lineage: Eukaryota; Metazoa; Chordata; Actinopteri; Salmoniformes; Salmonidae. The transcript has 2 exons. The record is from RefSeq and is a predicted model, not a curated record. Gene Ontology annotation, molecular function: monoatomic cation channel activity. Bases 204 to 1136 code for a protein of 310 amino acids.
AGGGAGGGGCAGAAAUAGGCUCAGAAGAACUUCAGUGUGUUUGUCUUCGGCUUAAACAGCACAGGGAGUGGAGUGAGUGUUGGAGACGCAACCGUUUGCGUCUAAACUAUUUCACCGCUGUAUUUUUCCUCUUCUAAUUCUCCAUUCUCUUUGCGUUAUUUUGGUAUUUGCGGAGCGUGCGUGACAAACCCCUUGUCGACACCAUGGAUAACUUCCAGACCGUCCUGCGCUUUUUCAUGAACCAGAAGGCCACCAUUGGCUACAGCUUCAUGGCCCUCCUGACCAUCGGGGGAGAGCGGAUCUUCUCCAUGGUCUCAUUCCAGUGCCCCUGCAACCACGACCAGAACUUUGCAUACGGCCUGACCUUCCUGUUGGGCCCAGGCCUGGUGCUUCUGGUGCUGGGUCUUUUCUUCAGCAGCAAGCUGUGGCGCCUCUACACUGGCUGUUGCCUGAACCCCAUUAAGCUAUGCCCCAGGGGCAACUGUUUCACCUGCCUCAAAGUGUUUGUCAAAAUCUUCUCCGGUGCCUGUGUGGCCCCUAUCAUGUGGCUGUGUGUGGCACUGUUGAACGGGACCUUCUACGAGUGUGCCGUCAGCGGGCUGGAUGAUAACCUGGUGGUGGAUCUGUUCUGUAAAAACAAGACCUUGAUGUGCCGGGAGGAGUUGGCCCGCGUGCCCUGCAGCAAGUCCAAGCUGCCCAGUGACGAGAACAUGGAACUGUUGCUCAUGUUCCGGGCUCAGUCACAGAUACUGGGGUGGUGUAUUAUCAUCAUUUCAGCCGUACUAGGGCUCCUCGGGACCUGCUACACAAACUGCCGCUCAAAGGUCAGCUACCUGCAGCUCACCUUCUGGAAGCGCUACGUAGAAAAGGAGAAGGAGCAGUUUGACACAUUCGCUAUGGAGUAUGCAUCCAAGCUGGCCGAGAGGAACCUAAAGAGCUUCUUUGAAAACCGGGACCCGGAAAUAUUCCCAUUCCCCAACCACAAGGCCUGGGAGGAGAUCUCAGCCCUCUACACCUUCUCCAAGAGUGAGCAGUACUACAGCACCCUGCAGAGGUAUGUGGAGCGUGAUGACCGAGACUACAGCCCUGAGAAAAGACCAGUCAUGGACCUGGAGCACGGCAUAGAGAUGAGCUGAGAGGGGGGCGGAUAAUGGCAGAGUAUGAAUUACAGUAUAUCCUAUUUGUUUUACCUUUAUAAAUGACAUGCAGUAAAUACGAUAGAUUUAACUCACAGACUGAGAAGAAGCGUUGUUGCCUGCAUUUCCCCCAAAGCACUGACAUCUACACAGAGCACCAUUCAGAACAUUAUUAUCAGUGACACAGCAGUGAUUACCAAAGAAUGCAGCCAUUGCAGAAGUGGUGAAACAGUAGGGCUCCUUGUCUGCUGGAACCCACAGUUCGUGAAUGGUCAUGAACACUAGCUGGCGCAAUGUCCCUGUCAUAACAAACACUUUGAUUUGACAAAGUCUCCUCUACCUCUAUUUGACAUGCCUUUUGAAGCAUUUCAUUCACUUUACUGGUACAUAAUGGUAGGAGAGCUAUUGUAAUUGUAUAGUUUCAAUAGGGAAUUUUGCGUGUAAUAUUGCGCCACAAUAUGAAUGCUACAUGAAUGACAGAGUUGUAACAUGCAAUUUGCUUGAAAUGUUUACACAACUCAAUGUUUACAUUAUUAUGACAACUUGAGCAACACCUUAAAGUGUCUUUCUAUGGCAGUACAAGUGAAGUACAGCUCACUUGAUAUGUUAUGUUAAUUUGGGGAUAACUCUGCCAUUACUACCGUCCUGUUCAAUUAUUAAUGUCAAUAGUAGUCAAUAACUCACAACAUUAAGAGGUAAUAAAUCAUGUAUGACAUACGGGAUAUUCUCACUGGAUUCUACAAAAACAUUUGUGGAACCUGUUUAUUAUUUUUUCUUCUCCUUUCUAACAUCUGUAAAAUCCCUACCAUGUAAUGUGUAAGCACUAAAUGAACCUGUUCAUAGAACAUUAUUUGGACAUGUUGCAUUAUGCCUGAUAAAAACAUUUUAGGGUGGCGAGUUUGUGUGUAAAAACUGUCCAUGACUUGUUCCACAUUUUGUUCUUUUACAGUCUGAAUUACAAAUGGAUUCAAUUGAUUCUGUUUCUCACCCGUCUACACACAAUACCCCAUAAUGACAACAUGCUUUUAGAAAUGUUUGCAAAUGUAUUGAAAAUGUAAUACAGAAAUAUCUAAUUUGCAUACAGUACCAGUCUCAAGUGUGGACAUCUACUCAUUCAAGGGUUUUUCUUUAUUUUUACUAUUUUCUACAUUGUAGAAUAAUAGUGAAGACAUCAAAACUAUGAAAUAACACAUAUGGAAUCAUGUAGUAACCAAAAAAGUGUUAAACAAAUCAAAAUAUAUUUUAUAUUUGAGAUUCUUCAAAGUAACCACCCUUUGCCUUGAUGACAGCUUUGCACAGUUGGCAUUCUCUCAACCAGCUUCAUGAGGAAUGCAACAGUCUUGAUGGAGUUCCCACAUAUGCUGAGCACUUGUUGGCUGCUUUUCCUUCACUCUGCAGUCCAACUCAUCCCAAACCAUCUCAAUUGGGUUGAGGUUGGGUGAUUGUGGAGGCCAGGUCAUCUGAUGCAGCACUCCAUCACUCUAUUUCUUGGUCAAAUAGCCCUUACACAGCCUGGAGGUGCAUUUUGGGUCAUUGUCCUGUUGAAAAUAAAUGAUAGUGCCACUAAGCGCAAACCAGAUGGGGUGGCGUAUCGCUGCAGAAUGCUAUGCUAGCCAUGCUGGUUAAGUGUGCCUUGAAUUCUAAAUAAAUCACUGACGGUGUCACCAGCAAAGCACUCCCACACUAUCAUAUAACCUCCUCCAUGCUUAACGGUGGGAACCACACAUGCAGAGAUCAUCCGUUUACCUACUCUGCGUCUCAGAAAGACACAGCGAUUGGAACCAAAAAUCUCAAAUUUGGAUACAACUGUGAAAAAGCAUUAGAGUCAACACGGGCCGUUAUCCUUGUGGAACAGACAGAUUUCCACCGGUCUAAUGUCCAUUACUCGUGUUUCUUGGCCCAAGCAAGUCUCUUCUUAUUAUUGGUGUCCUUUAGUAGUGGUUUCUUUGCAGAAAUUCGACCAUGAAGGCCUGAUUCACGCAGUCUCCUCUGAACAGUUGAUGUUCAGAUGUGUCUGUUAUUUGAACUCUUUAAAGCAUUUAUUUGGGCUGCAAUCUGAGGUGCAAUUAUUUCUAAUGAACUUAUCCUCUGCAGCAGAGGUAUCUCUGGGACUUCCGUUCCUCAGGAGAGCCAGUUUCAUCAUAGCGCUUGAUGGUUUUUGCGACUGCGCUUGAUGAAACUUUCAAAGUUCUUGAAUUUACCUCAUGAAGCUGGUUGAGAAUGCCAAGAGUGUGCAAAACUGUCAUCAAGCAAAGGGUGGCUACUUUGAAGAAUAUAAAAUAUAAAAUAGAUUUUGAUUUGUUUAACACUUUUUUGGUUACUACUUGAUUCCAUAUGUAUUAUGUCAUAGUUUUGAUGUCUUCACUAUUAUCGUGCGAUGUACAAAAUAGUAAAAAUAAAGAAAAACCCUUUAAUGAGUAGGUGUGUCCAAACUUUUGACUGGUACUGUAAAUAUUCACACCCCUGAGUCUCUAAGAGAUUUCCACGCCUGGAUUGUGCAUGAUUUGCCCAUUAUUAUUUUCAAAAGCUGGUUUUUGAUCAUUGCUAGACAACCAUUUUCAGAUCUUGCCAUAGAUUUUGAAGUAGAUUUAAAACUGUAAGUUGGUGACUCAGGAACAUUCACUGUCUUCUUGGUAAGCAAGUGUAGAUUUGGCCUUGUGUUUUAGGUUAUUGUCCUGCUAAAAGCUGAAUUCAUCUCCCAGUGUCUGGUGGAAAGCAGACUGAACUAGGUUUCCCUCUAAGAUUUUGCCUGUGCUUAACUAACUUAACUUUCAUUUCUAUCCUGACAAACUCCCUAAUCCUUAACAAUUACAAGCAUACCCAUAACAUGAUGCAGUCACCACUAUGCUUGAAAAUAUGGAGAGUGGUACUCAGUAAUACGUUGUAUUGGAUUUUCCCCAAACAUAACACUUUGUAUUCUUGACAAAAAUUGAAAUGCUUUGACACAUUUGUUGCAGUUUUGGAAUAUUUUUAUUUUGUAGAGGCUUCCUUCUUUUUACUCUUGUCAAUUAGGUUAGUAUUGUGGAGUAAGUACAAUGUUGUUGAUCCAUCCUCAGUUUUCUUCUAUCACAGCCAUUAAACUGUAACUGUUUUAAAGUCA